ACGGGCAGGUGCCGGUGUGCUGUUAUCGGCAGCACUGCCGGUGGCUGGGGAGCCGCGUGUGGUCGAUGCCGACAGCGGGUCCCUGCCUGAAGGGGGGGAAACCGCCUCCUUCCUGCCUGCACAGCUGCCGGCACCGGCAUGUGCCACCUGCAGGCACCGCGGUGAGCCGGGGGGGCUGCUCCCACCUCAGUGCCCCCCAAGCCGGGGUCUGCAGGCCCCCCAUGGAGCGGAGCACCCAAAGGAUGGGUGCUGGUGUGCCGGGGUGUUUAGGCUUUGCUCUGUGCUGGUGCUAAGGGCGGUCCUGGGGGGGUUUUGGUAGGUUUUGGAGUGAAUCUUGUCUGUCACCACUGGGCUCUCCCUUGGUUUUGGCAGCAGGGUCAGUGGCAUGGGGGGGCACAGCAUGGGUCCAUUGCACCCUGUUGCAUCGCUGGGUACUCCGGGAGGGGUGCUGGUUCACAGUGGGGACAUCCGGGCUCCGACCCAGCGUGGCGAGGUGUGUGACGCCAGAAGCGGAGCCGAGUCUCAUAUUUGGGCACGGAGCAGGUUAUUGGAGGCUGGGGCCCCACCAGAUGGGAGAUAACCCGCCUGAUAACGGGCUCAAAAGGUGCUGCUGCCUCCAUUGGCUCCGGCAGUGCCUAUAUAUCACCCACCCCACAGCACGGGGGGGUCCGGGCGGGCGAGAUGGUGCCUGUUGGGGUGCUGGGUGUUCUCCUGUGGGUGCAGCUCAGCGAGGGGCAGCCGUGGAGCACCCCUGAGCCCCAGGCUGAGCUGAGCACCCCGCAGGGCCCCGGGGAGCUGCGUCUGGUGGGGGGCGGUGGGCGCUGUGCCGGGAGGGUGGAGGUGAUGCAUGAAGGUGAAUGGGGCUCUGUCUGCAAGUACGAAUUCGACUGGGACGCCCGCUGGGCCACCGUGGUGUGCCGGCAGCUCGGCUGCGGCUCGGUGGCCAUGUCUUCCCCGUACGCCCCGUUCGGGCCGGGCACCGGCCGCAUCUGGCUUCAGAACUACUUCUGCCGCGGCGACGAAGCUACACUGCAGGAUUGUCCCCAUUUCGGAUGGGGACAACACUUCUGCAACCAUGAGCGGGACGUGGGGGUGACCUGCAGAGACGCGGUGGAGCUGAGGCUGGUGGAUGGCGGCGGUCCCUGUGCUGGGAUGGUGGAGGUGAAGCUGCGGGGACACUGGGGCUCAGUGACGGAUGACAACUGGGACAUGGCGGAUGCAGAGGUGGUGUGCCAGCAGCUGGGCUGCGGCUCGGCCACCAGAGCCUACAUCAGCAGCAGCCGCUUGGGCCAAGACGACAGCCUCCUCAGCCUGGUGCUGGUGAACUGCCGCGGCGACGAGGAAGUGCUUUGGGACUGCGAGGUGAGGGGCUGGGGACCCUACAGCGGCAUCCAUGACUUCGACACUGGUGUCGUCUGCCAAGGGUUCACCCGGCUGGUUGGCGGCGAUGGCACCUGCAGCGGGCGGCUGGAGGUGCGGCAGCGCCGAGCCUGGGUCGGUGUCUGUGAGGACGCCGUGGACAUGAACGCUGCCCAGGUCAUCUGCCGGGAGCUGGGCUGUGGCACGGCGCUGGCUGUGCACGGGACCGGCCUGUUCGAGGCAGGAGCGGAGCCUCAAUGGGACGUGGGGUUCGAGUGCACCGGCACCGAGCAUCUCCUCAGUGCCUGCAGCCGGCGGGCAGCACGCAGCCGGGGCUGCACCAGCCACGCCAGCAUCAUCUGCUCCUCCUACACCGGGUUCCGGCUGGCGAACCACAGCUCGCGCUGCGCCGGGCGCGUGGAGGUGAUGGCAGGGGGGACGUGGGGGUCCCUCUGUGCCACCAGCUGGGACCUGCCCGAUGCCCAUGUCCUCUGCCACCACCUCGGCUGCGGCCCCGCCACCACCGUGCUCCCGGGAGGCUCCUUCGGCAGCGGGAAUGGGACCCUGUGGGUGGAUGCCUUUGAUUGCAGUGGGAGCGAGCAGCACCCCAGUGAGUGCCCCGUGGCGGUGCUGGGGGAGCCAGCGUGCCCCCCCGGCCACGCUGCUGCGGUCAGCUGCUCAGGCGCUGCUGAGCCGCUGCGGCUGGUGGAGGGGCAGAGCCGGUGCGAUGGGCGGCUGGAGGUCACCACGAGCCCUGGCACCUGGGCCAGUGUGUCCACGGGGCUGUGGGACACCCGUGUUGCCACCGUGGUGUGCCGGGAGCUGGGCUGUGAUGAGCUGGAGGGGGUCUACACAGUGCCGGGCUCCAGCGCCAUGUGGCUGCAGGAGGUGCAGUGUGCCGGCACCGAGGACAACCUGUCCCAAUGCAACGUCUCAGCGAUGGUGGUUGUUCCAACCAGCAUUCCCGAGGCGUUGGCUGUUGUGUGCUCAGGCAGCCGGCGGCUGAGGCUGGCGGGUGGCCCCAGGCGCUGCGCCGGCCGCGUGGAGCUCUACCUCAAUGGCACUUGGAGCACCGUGUGCCAGGACACAUGGGACAUCGUGGACGCCACCGUCGUGUGCCGGCAGCUGGGCUGUGGGACAGCGCUGGAUGCGCCCGGCUCCGCUCGCUUCGGCCCCGGCGUGGCAGCACCAUGGCCGGGUGCCGGUGGCUGCGCCGGCUCCGAGCUGUCCCUUUGGGAUUGCCCGGCCCCGGGGCAGCGCGGCUGCCGGCGCGGCGGUGGUGCCGGUGCCGUGUGCUCAGCGCAGCUCUACCUGCGGCUGGCGGGCGGCAGCGACCGCUGCAGCGGGCACUUGGAGCUCUUGUACAACGGGACGUGGGGCCGCGUGUGCGCCGCCGGCACCAGCCCGGCCACGGCCGCCGCCGCCUGCCGGCAGCUGGGCUGCGGGGACGGGGGGAGCCUGGGGGCUGCCCCUGCCCCGCGCCCGGCCCCCGCCUGGCUGGCCUGGGUGCGCUGCGAGGACGGGGCGCGCUCGCUGUGGCGCUGCCCCUCGGCUCCCUGGCACCUACAGGAGUGUGGCCCCGGUGGGGAUGCCCAUGUGCUUUGCGUUGAGGCCGGCGAUGAUGUGACGGCCACCCCGUCCCCAGGGAGGCUGUGCCUGGAUGGUGACACAUGCACAGAUGUCCCCAGUGCCGCCACCCCGGUGGCAGCCACCGCGCCGGUGCCAACGGUCCUGUGCGUGGUGCUGGGGGUGCUGCUGUGCCUGGCGCUGGGUGUCCUGGCUGUGCAGAUGUACCGUGCCCGGGCUGGGCGAGAAGGCCCUGGCAAAGCCGUGGAUGCUGUCUAUGAGGAGCUGGACUACACCGUGAUGCCCGUGUACCAGAAGGUGCCCAGCCGUCCAGGCUCCCCAACGGAGGGGUCAGAUACGAAGCUGCCCUAUUACACUGCAGAGGAUGUGGAGGAGAGUGACCCCAAGGCAGCCCCAGACCCCCCUGCCCUGCCCGAGGACGGACCCCCCGAUGGCUACGAUGAUGCUGAGGCCGUGCCAGAGGAGUCCUCCAGUGCUGGGGACACCCCCGAAGGGGGGGCACAUGCAGGUGGGAGCUGUCCCCCGCCAGGAGACACAGGGGACCCCCCGGAGCUGCCCCCAGGGGACGCAGGCUGCGAUGAUGCUGAUGUUGGCACCUUGGGCACACUGCUGUGAGGAUGCUCUGGCCACACCACACGAGGCCCUGAGGAAACGAGUGCGGGUGGUGGGGCUCGGUCCCCAAGAAGGGGUGGCCCUGGCCACGGAGGUCACCUCUCCCUGCCCAGGACCACAGCACAGCAGCUCCGGUGUCCCUCUGCCAGCAGCGCUGCAGGGAUUUGGGUUUAGUUUCACUGUGAAUGUCUAUGUUUUUCUCUAUUAAACCCCCAAAUCUGGCUGGAGACUCA
Messenger RNA from Strigops habroptila (Kakapo), 3791 nucleotides. Its product is annotated as antigen WC1.1-like. Lineage: Eukaryota; Metazoa; Chordata; Aves; Psittaciformes; Psittacidae. The transcript has 12 exons. Gene Ontology annotation, cellular component: membrane. Bases 682 to 3561 code for a protein of 959 amino acids. The record is from RefSeq and is a predicted model, not a curated record.